Hemicordylus capensis (graceful crag lizard) is the source of this 5278-nucleotide messenger RNA. RefSeq names its product protein piccolo-like. The coding region runs from base 1227 to 3476 and encodes 749 amino acids. Lineage: Eukaryota; Metazoa; Chordata; Lepidosauria; Squamata; Cordylidae. The record is from RefSeq and is a predicted model, not a curated record. The transcript is spliced from 8 exons.
CCUUAACUUCAAAUCUCAAAGGGCAGAGACAGGAUUCGGCUCUUUUCAAGGUCUGGCAGUCUGCUCAGGCUCAGAGGCACUGCUGCUUUCCCUGUUUCAUCUGUUCCCUCUAAAGAGAGAGAGGGUUGGACUUGGACCUGGGAGAGCCGAGUUCUAAUCCCGCUUCAGCCACGGAACUCACCAGGACACUCUGGACCAGUCACCCAUCUCUCAGCCUAUUCUGCCUCACUCACAGGGUUGUUGUGGGGAGGAACAGAACCAUGGACACUGCUCUGGACUCCUGGGAAGGACGAGCAGGAUAUCAAUGUCAAUCAAUAAAUGAAGGCAAUGGGCAAGGUCCAACGGAGAAGGCCAGAUCAAGCCCAGCUUACACUCUCUCUGCACCAUUCCUGCCCGGAAGUGACAAGCUGACCCGGAAUCAGAGCAAAGGAGAAAGGAAGAGGUGACUGAAAAGUCCUUGCCAGUGAACUGUGCAGGAGCAGGAUUUCACCCCAUUUUCUCUUCCGCACCCCGCUGCCUUUGACUUGCCACCGCCAAGAAUAUCUGCCGCAAAACAAACUAGACUCUGUCUUCAGGUUUUCAUCUUCUAGCGUAAGCAGAAGUGCAGAAACCAUCUGUCUUUAUUCACACAUUUUUAUGAUGAAUUAAAAUGGAUCAUGAAUGACCACAGAUUAUAUCGAUUUUACUAACCUGAGCCACCCCAAGCAGAAGUGUACUGGAGAGGUGGGGCACUAAUAUAAUUGAUUGAUUGAUUGAUGCCAAAGAGGAAAGCUGAGAGGAUGGCUGGACUUCCAUUCAACCCCCAACGAGACUUCCAGUGGCCAAACAGACUUGAAAUGGACUCUGCGGAACUUGGGUCUGGUCUCCCCUUCUGAACGUCUAAGUGAAAAAGAUGGAUGGUUUGAUGGAUGGUUUGAUAUCGGUAGAGAGCCUGUGUGAAGAUGGCCAUGACAUCAUCUUGCAUCAUCACGACCUGCUUCCGACAUUCUUCUGGCCCCCACCCCACCAGCUGCAGGUCGCCAUAGGGACCGCGAUAAACAAUGACGCAUCAUCGGGCUUCAGUUGCCCACUCCCUAACCGACUCUCCAGCGGUUGAGGAGUACGGACAGCAGGCUCCUCUGACUGGAGAGAUUGCCUGGUCUGCUCUCACCAGAGAGAUCAUCUUCUUGUCCUUCUUGUUGUUGUUUUUGUUGUCCAGUGGACUUCUUUAGACGUUGACAGUCAUCAUGGCAGAUGAGUCGACUGAAAAGAGGCCGUCUGCUGGCUCCUCCUGUACGAGCGCGAGCUCGGCCGGGGAAGGAGGCGGUUCGCCCAGCAGCUUCCUCGAGACACCGACGCCGACCAUUGGUUCCACCUCCAUGUGGUCCUCGGUCUCUGACCUCUCCCUUCAAUCCAUCGAAGGGAGGGACAGCAGGGACCACAGCCACCCAGCAGAGGGAGAUCUGCGGAAGCCGCAACGGGAGCACCAGCGGCCUGGCUCACCGGCGGCAUCCCCAUACCAUCUCCCCGGACCCUUCUUUGGGCCGCUGGCCCCCAGCCGUCCCACUGCGGGCCCCAUGGCCCAAUUCUUUGGCCAUCAAUCCUUUGGCCAGCUGCGACCUCCAGAGCCGGAAGAGUUCCCACCAUUCUUGCAUAGGGUGAGGGAGGCUCCUGGCUACAGACAUGCCACGCUUGCCCCCAUCCCUCCUGCGGAGACAACAUCUCUGGCCCAGCUUGCCCCCAUCCCUCCUGCUGCAAGAACAUCUCUGGCCCAGCCGGCCAGGGCGGACCAGGCACGCAAGAGGAAUCUGGUCCUGCUGGCCCACCGGCUGCAAUCAGAAGGCAGCAGCACCACCGCUGCCGCUGGGGGGUUCCGCCCAGCCCCACCGGAUCAGCCCAGGAGCGGCAAGCCGACGGACAUUCGACGUGCGUCCAGAGUCUUGAUUCCUGCCACUGAGCAGACACUGGCCAUCCAAAUCAAGGAGCCUGCAACUCAGAAGGCAGAAGGCUUCAGCACCGGUGCUGCCCCAAGAAUGAAGAUCCCAGAGUUGGGACCACACAGAGCAGGGACCCAGGAGCGCCACCCACCAUCUCCUCCCCAGCUGAAGGGUCGAGGACCGGCCAAGGGAGGAACAGCCCCGCAGUUGCUUCCGGAAUUCCUCUUCCCACCUCCUCCACCAGAGCCAACCAAAGUGCUCUCCAAGGGAACGGCUUCCCACCUGGUAGCCCCAGGAGACAAGAACACCCAAUGUGCCAAGCCAAGGCUGCAGCUCUUUGACUUUUUGCCGCCCAUCUCCUCUGCGCCCAAAAAGGCCAAGGACCGCACAUAUGGGGAGUUGGUGGGCAGGAAACUCCCUGCAGAGAACAUUGCAAAGAGGGCAAGGGCAGCAGGGGCAGAGAGUGUGCCAGCACCCAAGGUUCCACGGGGAAGCCCAAAGGCUGAGCGGGAGGCGAGAUCUGCAGAGACGGCCAAAGCAGCCCUGGACCAGAAGGAAGGGAGAACCGCGCAGAAGAUCCCCACUUGCCAUCUGGAGCUGGCCGUCCAACCCCAUCAGCCGAUGAAACCUGCAGGAAGCAUGCCAGGCCAGAACCUGCUGAGAAUGCCUCAGGUCCUGCCAGGAAGGGGGAAAGCACGGCUGCUACCACCUGAAGCCGAAGCUGGGGACACCAAGAGGCCGAAAGUGGGGGCAGAGUCCAGUGGAUCCGCCCAGGCUGUGCCCCCGACUCCGAGGAGCAGCCUGGCCAGAAUGAUGCGGGACUCCGUGCAGGUGUUCCAUGCCCUGGGCCCCCCGGCAAAAUGCAAGAGUGCAGAGGGACAUCCCGGGCAGAGCGUGCCCCAAAAGACACCAGCGAUGUCCAUGGGAAGGACACCAUCGGGAAGCACAGCUGAGCCACCACCAAGGCCUUUGGCAGCCCUGCCAAGCAGACCAGCGGGGAAGGCACCGCCCAGCUCCAUGGCCAGGCCAGCAGCCAUGCCGAUGGCCAACCUCCCCCCUAGCUCCCUGGCCCACCCACAAUCCACGCCAGUGUGGAGGCCGCCGGGAUCCCGUCCCUUCAUGCUCCGGCCCUCCUCCCUGGCGCAGGCAAAUAGCUUGCGGAUGCACGGUCUUGCUGGGAGGACCUUGGGCCAGCCCCCGCCGGCCCCUCAACCACAGCCACAGCCUUGGGGUCCCACACCAACCCACCGACCCGUCCUCCCUGCCCACCAAGCCUCCACGGAGCAUCCGGUCCUUCCACCUGGUCCCCAGCGCACGACAGCAGAGCAGGAGUUUAAGGGGGACACGUUCAUCCCUUGGAGGACGCCCCCGGCCCACCUGGAAGUCUCCCGGCCCAUGACGGAGGAGCAACGGCCCGUCCGGGAGCUGAUGCGGCGGCGGGCUCAAAGAGCGAGGGAAGAGGCGGCUCAGUGGACAUCAGCCGGCCGGAGGCAGUAUUUCGUGGAGCGGGAGGAGGAAAUGGACAUCUCCCUUCAGUAUGGCUACCCCUGGCGCCAAUGAGAGGUCCUUUUGCGAAGACCCAGACAAGCUGCCCCCAAGAAAGAGAAGCAAGCCACACGGGAUGCCCCUCCCCUUGGCCUCCUGCGGAGGGGAGGGAGUUUGUCCCAGCCACGCUCCGCAGGAGGCCCCAAAGGGACCUGAUUGGCCCGUUCAGUUUGGGGGCCGGGGCUUGGGCCCUUGCUGGGUUCCCCCCCCCCCAGCUCUUCAGUUUGGGCUGAGCAUCCGUGGAGGAAGGAGCUCUUCCAUAGACCUUUUUCUUGGCCUGAACCGGAGUGGGCGGGGGGCGGGCUGUGCUCGAGGAUGGGAAGAGUGGUAUAUUUUGGUGGGUAGCAUCGACCUGCCGAGCGGCGGCUUCCCCGGACAUCGGCGGUCAUUUUAGCGGCCUGAGGGGGCAUCGGCCUGCGGCUGGAGUGCGGCGGCAUCGGCCCCGGGGCAGCAUCUUCGGGGCUUGGGGCCUUUGGUUUGUCCGGGUUGGGCCUUCCUGGCCUGGGGCGUAUUGGGCAGCCUAACUGGGUGGGACUGGUGAUUGCUCUGAUUGGUGGCACUUAUUUGGGGCCCUGCCGCUCCCUGCGGUUGGGUGGGGGUGUUGGUUGGCCUUGGGGUUACUGGCAUUUUUCGUGUCCCUCUUCUCUUCCGUUGGCUUCUUUGGGGGGUCGGAGUGGGGGUCUCUCAGGAGGGCAGCGAGUGGCUCUCUGGGCGCUCUUCUCUCCACGCCCGUCGUGUUCUUUUGCCCGUGGGGUUUUCGGGGUUGUUUUUGGUGGCAUUGGGGGUUGGUUAUUCUGGGCCCCUGCAAUUCGCCCACAUGCCUAGGAAAGCCAAGGAGAAAACCGGUGGUCAGCCUAUCAGGGGGCCAAGCGGCCUGCACCUCCAGCUUCUUCCUCUGAUGAGGAUGAUGGGGAGAUGGUUCUAAUUAGGGGCCUGAUCAACAGAAUGGAAGCUCUGGAGAAGGCCAAGGCUUCCAUUCUGUUGGAAGCAAGGGGGCUGGCCCGUCUGGAGCGCCAAAGGAAGUUCCUCGACGCACGCGUGGUGCUGCUGGAACACAGUUACGAAAAUCUCUCUCUGACAGGUUAGGAGCUCUUGAAAAGAGCGAGGGCCCGCCCGGCCCAGUGCUGCCUGCAGAGCCGGCUGAUCCUGUGUUGCCAGUGCCUGGCGUUCCCGUUCCUGCGAUGCCUUCUCCUGCAGAUCCAGGAUCCCCGCUGCCAUCGGAUUCCCCCCUGUGGAUCCAUCUUUGCCUCCGCCCCCAGGUGCUGGCGGAUCGGCGGCUCCUGUUCGGGUCCUGUUUUGCCCCCAUUCGUCAGUCUUUGGGGCCUUCAAGAGGGCCAGAUCCUCCCAUUGGGGCACCCAGUUGGUUUUUGGAAUGCAUGCUUCAGUUUCUUGGUUGGGUAGGAGGGGCAUGUUAUGGAGCCAGUUGCUCCCUGCCAUUUGGGAUGAUUGAGCUAGGUUCCCUGGGCCUGAUGUCAUUGUGGUUCACUUGGGGGGAAAUGAUUUGGGCGGGCGGGCUGGUCUCUCUCUUUUUAUUAUUACUAUUUCCCCGCCCAAGCUCUUCCGUUUGGGCCAAGCAUCCCCCUCCCUCCCUUCCCUGGAGCAGAGCGGGUCUAGUGACUGGUCGCCCUUCUGGGGCCGAGUAGGAAUUUUUGGCUCUCAACGCAUUGGCCACUGUUGGGAGUUUUUUCGCCUACUCCGUUCUGCGUUGGGGGUUUGAGUUAGAAUUAGGCUGGUCACACGGUUAUUAUGGGUUAUUAUGGCUUAUUAUGGGUUAUUAUUGUUAUUGGUGAAUAAAGUUGUGGCCCUUUUCACCCAAA